Molecule: messenger RNA, 1364 nt
Organism: Oppiella nova
Lineage: Eukaryota; Metazoa; Arthropoda; Arachnida; Sarcoptiformes; Oppiidae
Source: the annotation of a GenBank genome assembly
CUAUUAUUGUGAUCAUAAAAUAAGAAAAAUUAAAUUUAUGUUCAAUUAUUGUUAAGAAUAAUUAUUUUCAAUAAGUUUUGUUACAAUUUGUUACAAUAAGUACUAUGAUGGACAUGUCGUGGAUUUCAUGGAUAGGGUUAACUGCCUUAUCAAUAAUUGCCCUUUUAUAUUGGCGCUUGACACAAACAUUUAAUUACUGGACCAAAAGAAACCUGAAGGGACCGAAACCUUAUCCAUUUGCGGGCACUAAUCUGUAUACCUUUAUAAAAUGCAUGCCUUUGGUUGAAUUGGACUGGUAUAAAAAGUUUGGAUCACUUUAUGGGACAUUCAACAAAUCAGAUCCGGUGCUGAAAGUGGCCAAACCAGAGCUGAUUAAAACCAUUUUAGUGAAGGACUUCCACCUGUUCUCAGAUCGCGUGUAUAGACCGGCGCCGCACGAGGUGUUGGAUAAGAAUCUGUUCGUGAGCUCUCCGCUUCUGACCUUCGCGAACUCUAGAUAUUACUCAGGGUGUAAAUGCAGCCCUUUCUACGCAUUUUACAUAGAAUUGCUCAAGAACCUACUUGAGCUCCUUCACGCCAGAGAUAGGAAAGAGGUUAAUGUGAAGGACUUGCAUGGUAACUUCACCAUGGAUGUGAUCGCCAGGUGUGCUAAGCGGUGGUUUAGGUUAUGGAAUUCUGUCAAUGGUGAGAAACAAUGGGGGUUUGGAUAUGAGUUUCUACUGAACAUUAAGUCCGGAACCGAUGAAAAGGCUCAUCAAUUCUUCCUGAAGACCACUCAACACGUUUUAAGACAACGAAAGGCGGAGCAAAAUAAUCACAAGAAAUAUAAUGAUUUCAUUCAACUUCUUGUGGACGCAGAGAACCAUAAGGAAGAGCUUCACGACGAGAAUGACGUGAAUGAAGCACAUCAUGUGAAUGAGGGCGCCGAAGAGUUAGAAAUGGAGAGAAAGACAUUAUCGGCAAACUUUCUAAACAAACAGUUGACUGAAAGUGAAAUCAUGGCUCAGGGAUGGAUAAUAUUCAUCGCCGGUUACGAGACGACGGCCACCACUCUGACGUUCUGUUCGUACGAAUUAGCGCUCAAUCCUUCCGUCCAGGAGAGGCUGUACGAGGAGGUAGAGGCAGCGGUCGAUGCGGAUGGAGAGAUCAGUUACGAGGAUUUGGCCAAAUUGCCGUUUUUGGAUGCAGUCCUAUCGGAAACACUACGCAAAUACCCACCGGUCAUAAAACUACAACGUAAAGCAAUGGCUGAUUACAAGUUGGGCGACACCGGUAUUCAACUGUUCAAAGGCCAAGACGUCGAGAUACCCGUCUAUGCCAUACAUCACUCGGAGGAGUAUUACGGCGUCGGACUCUUCAAAUAG